This is a messenger RNA of Aplysia californica (California sea hare), 4528 nucleotides long. RefSeq names its product MAGUK p55 subfamily member 2. The record is from RefSeq and is a predicted model, not a curated record. Gene Ontology annotation, cellular component: plasma membrane; cell-cell junction. Lineage: Eukaryota; Metazoa; Mollusca; Gastropoda; Aplysiida; Aplysiidae. Gene Ontology annotation, molecular function: protein binding.
CGCUCAGGUACAAUAUCGGAAGCAGAUUUUUCUGUGUCGCGUUCGAGACACUUAAAAAUGCUAUGGAGGAGCUCCGUGAAUUCUUGGCUGACCUUGAAGACAUCGGAGCAUCACAUGAUGAGCUAGAUUUGCUCAAUGAAGUCUUGGGGGAUCCCGAGUAUCAAGCCUUGGCUGAGAUACAUGACCUCUUGACCUCCAAGUUACCCAGUCCCCGUGACGACAAUGCCAGUGACACUCUCCAUGACACAAUUGACAUCGUCGCUGCUCAGGCGUCGACUUUCAAGAAAGGGAGAGAAUUGCUGAAUAUUUUGGAAAAUCCACAUUUCAUGUCUCUGAUCUACAGCCAUGAUGACGUAGCUCGAAAGCUUUAUGACGAUGUGUUCCCCGAGGACCUAGACCUGGCCAGUCCACCCCCACCUGUCUUUGAGGCAGUGGGGGAGCAGCACCGAUACGUCACCAUCAGGAAGAACGGGAAACAACCAUUGGGUAUCACUGUGCGUCUGGAUGAAAUGAAUGAGCUGGUUAUUGCCAGAAUCCUCCAGGACAGCUUAGCCGAUAAACAAAAACUUCUCCAUGUUGGGGACAUCAUCAAGGAAGUCAAUGGCAUCGCUGUUUUUGUGCCGGAGGACAUGAUGAUUGUGCUCAAGGAGGCUGAGGAGUCAAUCACAUUCAAGAUUGUCCCGUCCUCAUCUGAUAAACUACAUUCUAAACCAGUAUUUAUGAAAGCCUGUUUCAACUAUGAUCCCAUGGCAGACAGACUGAUCCCAUGCAAGAAGGCGGGUCUCCCCUUCAGGGAAGGGGACAUUCUAGAUGUUGUUGACGUCACAGAUGAGAACUGGUGGCAGGCUAAGCUAGCGGAAGUACCGGAUGCCCCAGUGGGCCUGAUCCCAUCGAGGACGCUGCAGGAGAAACGGGGAGCGUAUGUCCAGCCAGAGCUGACCAAGACCAAGACUAACCUUUUGUGUGGUUUGAAGACGAAAAGAAAGAAAAAGAUUGGCUACAGUUCCUCUGAAACCACAGAAUUUGACAACUGUGACAUCAAGGUGUAUGAGAUGGUGGAGCGGUCAAAGAAACACCGGUCAUCGCUGGUGCUUGUCGGAGCCUCAGGUGUGGGCAAGCGGUCACUCAAAGAGAGGAUCAUUAGAGAGUACCCGGACAGAUAUGGAGCUGCAAUACCUCUCCUUGAAGUUCCUGCAGUCUCCAGAUUUCAAGCCUUUUGUCAUUUUCAUUGCGGCCCCUAGUGUGGAAGCUCUCAAAGUUAUGUACAAUGAGGGAAAACGUGUCAAUAAUAAUGCCAGGAAAGCUGACAGUCGGGCAGAACUCUUUUUGGAGGAGGUAUUCAUCCGUACAGUCAGAGAUAGCCAGGAGAUGGAACGACAGUACAAGGGCAUGUUUGAUGAGAUGAUCGUCAACGACGACUUUGAGACGACUUAUCGUACCGUUGUUAAGAUGAUGAACGAACAGCUGCGACAGCACAAGUGGAUCCCUGUGGAGUGGAACAACUAACUGGCGAGACUCAUCCACUUUUGUUGCACCCUCCAUACAGAUGUUACAGCCUUAUUGUUAUAAUUAGCAUUGAGUCAAUGCCAUACAUAUUAUUAUUACUACAAAUGUAAAGAAAAGAUGGUUGUGAGAACUGAGCUAUGAUGUGAAAGUGAUCAUUAUUGACAGGCAGCAAAUUGCAUAUCAUAUUUCCCCUCUGGUACUUGUGUGAGCAGAACAAAUGAUGGCAGAGUAUCGAUUUUUUCGGACUUUGAACUUUGGAGGACUUUAAGUCUGAAUUGAUAGCUUUAUUAUGGUAAUGGUGUUGUUUCUGUACUCUCUACAGUAAGAUUGAUGUACUGGUUUUUUACUCUUAUCCACUGGCCCCGUAGCAGUGGCUAUUUGUUUUUUUCCACCUGUAUUCUCCUCCGUUAUCGUGAUUGUAAAACGGUAAAAACGUCUAUGAAGUCUGUUGGUCUAGGCCUACUGUGUACCACUUCACCUUUCGUCAUUGAUUUCACAGUUUUUGGGUUUUUUUUCAUUUUGGUCUUUUGAGAUAUUUGGCUGACUGAGGGGUUAAUUCGUUGAGGAAGCAUAGUCCGGUCCUUUGGCAAUGCUUGAAGAUUCACUGUUAUAGAGCACUUUUUUAAAAAAGAAGCAUAACUUCGUUUUACUUAUACUGAAUUUCAAUUCUGUUUUCUUUAUUAAACAUUUUUUAAAAGACAAGCAACAGCAUGCUUACUAUGAAAUAUAUGCAAAUUCGUGUUUCUGAUUUAUGAUGGCUUGAAUUGUGCCGAAACAUUGCGGUUGGUCUGCCUCUGAUCGGACAUAUAUAUGUCUACUUCAUCCUUAUAAAGUUGAAUGAUGUGGAAAGGGAAUUAUCUAUUUUACAUGAGGCGGGACAAAACCAAAUUGUUGAAAAAAUCACUUUCUCUUAUAUAUUUUCUUAAAACUUCAUCUUGAUGUCUUACAUGUUGUGGGAAAUUAACCAUUAUCAUUCAGUAGAAAUACUCUCUCUCUCAAAAAUCCCAAACAAAAGGUUAAGGGACUGAUACUGGUAGGCCCUACAUGUUGCCACUGGGCGGUUGGUUUUCUUUGAUCCCACUCGAACAAAUCCCAAGUAAAGGACUGAUUAUACUGAUUAGUACUUUUAGUAAAAAGGAACCAGGACAACUAAAAGCAACUACUCUUCCAUAAAUACCAUCUUUACUCGAGUGGUAUGUAGUUAUUCAUAUUAUUUUAAAAUUGGAAUAUGAUGAAGAUUUAAAGAAAUUCUCUUGAUUUAGCCGAAUUUUAAACACUUUUACCCAAAUUUAUAUUUGCUGAAAUACUGAAGAAAUUUCUUUCAUUAUUGCAAAAAUUAGUUACAAGAUGGUUUUUAACAAUUCUCUUCUCUUGCCUUUUAAUUUGCCCCUGUGAUUUUAUCCAUUCUUUACUGAAGACUGCCAGUGAUCUGUAUCAGUCGUCAAUAGUUACUCUAAUAUUUCAGAGCAAUAGAAAAGAUUUUAACUCAAGAUUUUUCUCGUUGGAAAUUUACCUUGAAUCUUUCUGACCAUUGUGGCAAAGAAUUUGUAACAUUGAAGUGAGCUUGGACAUCCAUUGAUGAACACUAGGAUACUGGGAUAUUAUUGAGAGUUAGAUAAGCUCUUGUGGUGCUUUGAUGAGAUUUUUGCUUCUCAUCAGUUGUUGUUUUUUUUGGUUGUGAAAUUCUGCUUCUGACACUCAACUCAAGAAGAUUUUCACAGCUGUAUCAUAUAGAUAUCAAUAGUGUCUAUCAUUAUAUUUAACACAUUGAACAAAACUUAAUUAAAAUUCUCUGCAAAUGCUUCUCAGCUACUCAUUAGACUUGUUUUUCUUGCAACUUUGUCAUUUUUCAGUUUAGAUAUUUGUUCUGUUUAUUUUUGCUUUUUUCUUUGCACUAUUUCAUAGUUUUGAUAUUAUGCUUGACUUGAGAACAUUGUCCCGUUUUUCUUCAUUGGUCUCUUUUCUCUCAUGACACGAUCUAUACAUAAUGAAAUGUUCCACACAAAGUGGGGCAUUUUGCUGAUCAAAAUGAUCUAGAUGUAAGGGUGUCAUUAAACUGCACGUAAGUGGGCGCUUAUCAUUUAAGAGUUUUAUUUAAUGAAUGUGAGUAUGUCUCAUUUGUUUAAUUUAUUAAACAAUUUUAAGAAGUCAGUUAAUUGUCAGUGCUCACUGUUGAAUUACCGCCUGUCUUGCAGGUUGGAGAGGAUUCAGACAGGCUUCUUUGUGUUAAACUUACACAGUUGUAGAUUGCUUAGAAUUUCAGGACACAGAUUUCGUGCCCCCCCCCGAACCUUUUCCCAUUUCAUAAAGUAGAUAUUGGUUAUCAAAUGUUUCAAGAUGGAAAAAUCAAGUUAAUACAGGGCCUCACAAUUCUUAUAUUCAGUUACGUUCCUGGUGGGUUAUCAGCUUCCAUGAUUGUUUUCCUUUUUGGCAAGGGAUUGAAUUUUCUGUUUUCCUUUUACUGAGAACUUCAUAUACCAUGCACACAGUAGUAGAACCAGAGGCAGGUAGUAGCUGUACUGUUUUAGAUUACUAAAGGCUUGUUUUCAUUUCCUGUAGCACCUGAAUUUGAACAUUCAACUUGCCUGUCAUUUUAAAAUCUUUAUAUUUUGAAUUAUGUUGGAUUGUGUUUCAAAAAUGGAUUUAGUCUAUUUAUUAGUGUGUUUUGAGUCAUUUCAUCUUUUACUGUUGUAAAAAUGUACUAAGAUCGGAGCAAGCUAUUUUAUCCAUUGCGGAUCUGACUUAUUCCUGGUGAUCAGUUUGUUUCUUAAAUAAGUACAGACACGAAAAGAUAUUUUUAACAUGGCACUGUAUCAGUUUCAUAUAUUUGUAGUAAUGGGCUUUCUGUUUUUGAAUUGUGAUCUGAACUUUAGCCCAAAUAUGUUUAUUUUUGCUUACACUUCACUUUUUAUGCAAUUUAUAACGAGGGCUGUUGUAACUAUUGACAAGAACUAGAACAUUCCUAACACACCUUUAAAAAUGAUUUGUUUCUCAUUGUAAAUGAAGAAAUAUAUCAAUGCCA